AACUGUGCCUGGUUGACGAAGCGAAACCCUCGUUUCCGAGGCUCCAUGGGACCAUGAGAACACGCGGAAAGCAACCAUUCCUUGCGCCGUGGGAGUGAGCCAGCAAGCUAAGGAGGGAAGGAACACUCGAGGAAGAAAUCUGAAGGGAGCUCAAAAUCUGGCUACUAAUUGUGUAAGAACGAUAUGUCACAACGCGAGAUCUAAAGGAGCACACCGUUCGACGAAGCGUAGUCGCUACCACGCGGAUCAGACCCAGAUUGACAAAUUUCCAUUAUUUUUUGUUAUUAAAUAAUAGACGCCGGAUGAAGUGACAGAGCGAGUCCGAGCGUCUCUUGCUCAAGAUGCUGACGAGACAUCCAUGAUGAAGCAGAGAGGAGCCACAUCAUGCCUCCUGAUCUAAUGCACACCCACGCCUUUCUCCAAGAAAAGCCUGAGAAGAAAAUAAGAGUGGAGGAGAUGCGACCCUCUGCCCCUGUGGACCUUAACGCCCCUGUUGACCGUCACGGAUGGCAGGCACCUGACAAAGCACCUGAAGAAUCACCUGGCGCGUCUGGUGCCAUUUUACGCCUCCAAGAUUCGGUACCUUCAGCCACGCUUCGCUCUGUUGGGCUGAGGAUAGGAGAGGCAGGACGUGGGGGGACACCAGGAGAGGAGAGCGAGGAGGGAGAGGAAGGAGGGGAAGGAGAGGAGGGAGAGGAGGGAGAGGAGGGGAAGGGGGGACAGGAGGCAGAGGAGGGAAGAGAUGGAGGGGAGGUAGGACAGGUUAGUAGAGUGGUUGGGGGUACAGCAGAAACAGGAGGCAUGGGAGCGUUCUUGAGAGGAGACAACAGAGAUGCCAUUGUGGGGCAUGGUGUUGGUGUUGGUGCUGGUGCAGGUGCUGGUGCGGUGGAGGGGAGAAUGAGCGGUGAAAGCCAUGAUGAGAGGCGUGAAAGGGCCGAGAGAGGAAGCAGGAAGAAUCCACUUAGGGUGGGCAGGGAGAGUGGUGGGGAAAACACAGAAGAGCAUCAGCAGGGGAAGCAGGACCCGCAGGAGCAGCAGGGGAAGCAGGAGCAGCAGGAGCAAUCGUCAGCGCGUCUGAGCCCCGGUUCCUUCCUUGCCUCGUCCGCAUCAGCAGGGUUCCAUGCCAGCAAGGAGGGGAGACUGAGGCUAGCGCCUUCUGUUGGAGCAGGUGGAUCUUCAGGUGCUUCUGGCGAUGCUUCUGGGAGAGAGCAACAGCAGAGGAUGGAGGAGGGGCAAGAGGAGCGGCGCGAGGAAGAGGAGUGGAGGCAGCGGCAGCAGAGGGGGGAAGAGGAGCAGAGGCAGCGGCAGCAGAGGGAGGGAGGAGGCGAGCAGUGGCAGGAGAAGGAGGAGCCGAGGGAGGUGCAGCCGUGGUGGCUGGGGGAGAUUCGUGGGCGGGUAUGGGGGACAGGUAAGGAAGAUAUGGGCCUGGCGGCAGGGAGAGGAGAGGCCGGUCUUGGUGAGGGAAUGGAUGCGAAGGUGGGCUUUCGUGGGCGGGAGGAGCACGUUGGGAGGGGGGAGCAUGUUGGGCGGGAGGGGCAUGUUGGGCGGGAGCGAGAGCAAGUGCGGAAGAGACCACGGGUGGAGAGGUCACCGCCGCCGCAGUACGAGCAGCAACACGUGCGUGACUGGGAGGAGAGCGCAAAGCAGCAGCAGCAGCAGCAGCAGCAGCAGUUGAGCCUGGCGAGCUUGGGCAUAGAAGAGCGGAGGGAGCAGCAAAUGAAGUGGCAGGAGCGGGGUACCCAGAGCCCCCUGAAAGCCAAUGCUCAUCACACGCCUAGUCACGUCCCACCCACUCAGUUAUCCCCUAUGGCGUGUGGCUUGCUAUCCCCCAUAAGACACAACCCGUUAGCACCCACAACUGACAGUGUUGUGGCUCCGAUAACACACGGUCCCAUAACGCAUAUUCCCAUAAGACAUACUCCCAUAACCCAUAUUCCCAUAAGCCAUACUCCCAUAAGCCAUACCCCCAUAAACCAUACUCCCAUAACACAUAGUCACCUACCCACCCGUGUACAGUCCGUGAAAGGAGAGCCCGUGGACGGAGCUGGACAGCUUAGUAGCCUCUCACUCGCGUCUGACUCUCCUUUGCCACCGGCACAACCAGCAGCAGCAGCAGCAGAGGCAGACGCAGCAGCAGCACGUGUGGCCAGAAGCAUACAGUUCUUUCAUUCUUUGAACCGCAUUCCAGGCCGGCUAGAGGCCAGUGGGGCAGGGGGGGGGGCGGGGGCAGGGGAAGGGGCCGCGGAAGCAGCAGGACCAGGACCAGGCGCAGGGGCAGGGGCAGGGGUGGCGGCAGGGGCAGGGGCAGCGGCAGGGGCAGGGGUGGGUCCGGUGAUUUCAGAGUUGACUCAGCCGGCAAAGCAGCAGUGUCAAGCCGCUAGCCCACUGGGGCAGAGCGGAGGCGCGAGCCCUCCUGCGCGGGGGGAAGGCGCGAGCCCCGUGGCGCAGAGUGAAGCCGCCCGCCCGCUGGCACAGAGUCAGGGCGCCAGCCCUCAGGCGCAGAUGGACCUGAUGCUCAACGCCAGCUGGCACAGGCGGCACAGCGGGGAGGCGAGGGGGGACCCGGUGGAGUUCGAGUUCAGGAUGGGGGCCCCGGGCGGUGACUCCGGGGAGGGCUCGUACGGGCAGAGAAUGGCAGAUGGCCAGAUGCAGAGAACGGGAGACGGCCAGAUGCAGAGAACGGGAGACGGCCAGAUGCAGAGAACAGGAGACGGUGGUGAGGGGAGAACAGCAACAGCAGUCAACACCUUUGGUGAGAGGUCGGGGGGUGAUGGGGGAACAGAAGUGAAGCUGGGGAUUGAUUUGGGGAAGGGGGGGCGGUGGGGGCUAGAUGGGGAUGAGGGGGGGAAGGGGGAGAGGUGGGGGCUUGAUGUGGGUGAGGGGGCAAAUCCUCUGCUUGCAAGCCACGUGGCACGUUUGAACAGUGUGGCAAGUAGGAGACGUGGCAAGCUGGUAUUGGAUGAGAGCCUCGCUCUGACUCUGGGUGGGAGUUUCUCGGAAGGACAGGGAAGCUUCCUGGAAGGGGAAGAGAGGUUAGUAGAAGGGGGGAAGAGCUCAGUCCCAGGAGACAGAGGCAGAGCGACUGAAACCGACGCUCUUGCUCCUGCUCCUGCUGCUGCUGCCACUGCUGCUUACAGUUUGGUUGCAAGCCCCCAUACGUCUGCUGUAGCUUUUCCUGCUGCUGCUGCCUCCACUGCCUCGCCUGCUCCUGCUGCUGCUGCUGCUCUCGGGGCUCCUGCUGCUUCUGCAGGCGUUGUUGCAUCAGCAGCAGCGGGAGGCUCGGACAUACUCCCCACCUUGGAGCAGUUUCUGGGGCACUUAAGACGGAGUAUGGGCGACGCACAGCUCCUGGAGCACCUCACACGCAGUGUGAAUGCCAACCAAAGCAGCUUGAGUGCGCAUCCCAGCAGCUUGAGUGCGCAUCCCAGCAGCUUGAGUGCGCAUCCCAGCAGCUUGAAUGCGCAUCCCAGCAGCUUGAAUGCGCAUCCCAGCAGCUUAAAUGCAAGCCAGCAGCAGGAUAGACCAGAGGCAGGAUCAGCAGACAGGGUCCUUCACACCGCACUCCCACCCGCCUUUGUCCCACACUCCACUUUCCAAACCCCCCUCACUUCCUCAUCCCCUUUAUCAGCAGCCUCGUUAAGAGCUCCCCUCGAGCCAUACCCCGCUCUGCCACUAUCAUCCUCUUCCUCAGCAGCCUCGGGAGCUGCAGCCUCGGGAGUUGCAGCCUCGGGAGCUGCCCUUGCUUUGCUAAGUGCCAGCUUGGCCCACCGAGCCCGUCUUGCCUCGCUCUUCCCACCACCACGCCCAGCACCAGCGCCAGCGCCAGCACCAGCACCAGCGCCAGCACCAGCACCAGCGCCAGCUCCGGCACCAGCGCCAGCACCAGCACCAGCGCCAGCUCUCCCACCCCCACCGUCCACUCUCCCCACCCUCCCAGCUUCCACAGCCUUUGCUGCCCCGGCCCCCUUCCCUCUCUUCUCUCGUCCCUUUUCGGCCCCCACUCAAUCAUUCCUCCCACAGCACCCCUUUUCUUUCGUCCCUUCGUCCCCUUCACACUCUUUGGGCCUUGCCUCACUCGCCAAUCCUGCUGCUGCGGCUGCUGCUGCUGCUGCGGGCGUUUCAGGUCGUGAGGUGGCUCCGACCCUUGGGCCCACUCUCAGCCUUGACAAUCUUGGUUCUCCUGGUGCUAGUGGUGCUGCUGCUGCGUCUGCAUAUGCUGGUGGUGGUAAGAGCGACAGUACGUUCGCGCGUCCGCUGUUCCUCUCUGACGUUGGGCAGGCGCAAGGAGAGGGGAGCGUGAGAGGAGGAGAGGGGAGCGUGAGAGGAGGAGCGGGUCAGCUGGGUGGAGGUGCAGGAAGAGAAGGGGUGGGGGGGAGAGAUACAAGGGUUGGAGAAUCAGCCCUAAGGGGAGGAGUGGGAAGAGGAGGAGGAGGAGGAGGAGGGGGAGGAGGAGGAGGAGGAGGAGGAGGAGGAGGAGGAGGAGGAGGAGGAGGAGGAGGAGGAGGAGGAGGAGGAGGAGGAGGAGGAGGAGGAGGAGGAGGAGGAGGAGGAGGAGGAGGAGGAGGAGGAGGAGGAGGAGGAGGGGGAAGAGGAGGAGGAGGGGGGGAGAGGGAGGAGGAGGAGGGGGAGGAGGGGGAGAGGGAGGGGUUGGAGCAGGUAGCAGCAGCAGUGGUGAUGGUGGCGGGGGAAGCAGCAGUGGGGGCGGCAGCAGCGGCAGAUGGAGGGAGGGGAAGGGAGGCGAGGAUAGGAGAUAUGAUCCGGGCGGCACCGGUGGGGCUGGGAGAUAUGAUCCGGUCGGCUGGACAGGCAGGAGAAGCGGCAACGGUGUCAGCAUUGGGGCUUGUGUCACAUCAAGCAUUGCAAUCAGCAGCAGCAGCACCAGCAGCACCACCAGCAGGUGCAGGAUCUUCAGCAGCAGCAGCAGCAUCACGGGCACUGGCAUCAGCAAGCGCUGCUGCCACUGCCAGUGCGACUGGGCGAAGCCACGGAGGGGCAGGAGUGAGGGGCAGAGGGGCAGGGCGAGUCAAAAGGGGGGCAGGAGGAACAACAGGGGGAGCAGCACGAGAAGCAAGGGAAGGACGAGCAGGGGCAGCAGGGGGACAGGUCGGAGUGGGAGCAGCAGCAGGAGGAGGAGGAGGAGGGGGUGAAGGUGCAGCAGGGGUGGGAGCGAGCGGGCAGGGGGGCGGCAGGAGGUGCAGCAGGACGGACGGCAAGGGGUGGGUAUGCAAGCGGCUGGCACGCGAGGGCUUCCUGCUGUGCCAGCACCACAUCGCCGUCGCCAGCCAGUCCUCCUCCGCACCUAAAGGGGGCGGGGGGAGGCGCAACAGACUCAAGCAAGGGAAUCAACAGAAGACCAGCCUGCUUGGGGCGGAUGCUGCUGCUGCUGCUGGUUCUGCUGCUGCCGGGUCUGGUGUUGGCGGUGCUGCUGCUGCUGGUGGUGGUAGUAUGGCUGGAGAAAUGGACGGAGCUACUUCCCCCACUGUAAGAUCGGUGCAACACAGUGCUUCCGCUUGUAACAGCGGGGCAUAUAACAGCAGCCCCUGCAACGGCGCGGUUCCCUCUGAGAGAGGCGAGGGCGGCCGUGUGAUAAGGAACAUCAACAACAUCAGCAUCAACAUCAACAUGAACCUGAGCAGCCAGUUUGAGGAGCAACAGCACAAGUAGCGCACACAUGGAGAAGUAGCCAAUAGCGGCGAGGGCGAAAAUGUGAUCAGGAAUUUUAAAAACAUCAACAUUAACAUGAACCUCAGCAGCCAGUCUGAGGAGCAGCGGCGCAAGUAGUGCACUGGGAUUCCCCAGUCUGGGAAGCUUCGAUUCGACUCGAAAUUCACCCUGUUUGAUAAGCGGCACAUGUAACGCAUUGGGAGAGUGACGUAAAUAUUAGAUAAGAGAAGUUGCUUCGGUGCCGCUUUGGAAGAAAGGAGCUGAAGCAGGCUGAAAUUGUGGUUGUUAACAUAUUAUCAAAGUUAGAAACUAGAAUGAGGCAAACAGGUUGGUUUUGUCCAAGGGGUUGUACCCUCUAAGAGUAUGCACCUAUCUAG
This is a messenger RNA of Closterium sp. NIES-67, 6041 nucleotides long. The record is from the annotation of a GenBank genome assembly. Lineage: Eukaryota; Viridiplantae; Streptophyta; Zygnematophyceae; Desmidiales; Closteriaceae.